AACUUCUAGUCAAUUUCCCAUCCCCAUGUUAUAAUAAUUAAAAACUAUAUACAGUUUUCUUUGAAAAAUCCUUAGAACUUAAGGCUGCAGCCGACAUUAACCGAGUCUAUAUAAGACCCAUACUUUUUGCAAUUCCAGAAUAUUUCUGGAAGCGCACACACAACAAUAUAAGAAAAAGAGAAAGAAGGUAUUGUAUAUUUGUAUUGUUGACAUGGCAAAGAGCAAAGGCGCUUCCCUAAUAAACCGGUUGAGACAAGCCGUCAAUAAAGUGAAUUUCUUGUUGAAUUUCAAGAUAAGCAGCCUCUGGGGUAUUGUACCAAUGCUUGAUUCUUCUUCAUCUCUUCGGUUUAGUUUCAACGAUAGACCAGGUUUAGCAGCGGCUUGUGCAGAGGAGAAUGAACCGGACUCAACCGGUUUUUCAAGAGGAGCGUUGUAUAGAGCUGGGAGUUAUGAUCCACCUUCAGACGAAGACAUAGACAACAAAGCUGAGAUGUUCAUAGCUAAUUUCUACAAGCAGCUUAAGAUUGAGAGACAAAUCUCUUUAGAACUUAAAUAUUGCUUGGGUAAUAAUCAAAGUUUCAACUAUAGGUCGCCUUAGUUUUCAUAGUUUUAUUUAUUCUUUUGUUCAUUUAUUGUAAUAAUAAGAUCCUAUAAUUUUCAUUGGGGUCUUAGUUGAUGAUCGGCCUGCUAUUUUUUCGUGGUAGGCUUAUCCAUUUUCGUAUCAUUAUCGUUAGUGAG
Raphanus sativus (radish) is the source of this 738-nucleotide messenger RNA. RefSeq lists its product as uncharacterized. The transcript has a single exon. The record is from RefSeq and is a predicted model, not a curated record. NCBI's taxonomy places the organism in Eukaryota, Viridiplantae, Streptophyta, Magnoliopsida, Brassicales, Brassicaceae. The coding region runs from base 212 to 598 and encodes 128 amino acids.